ACUCAAACCUUUCCGGCGGAAGUUGGGCUCACGGCAUUGUCACAAAAGAAAUGGCGAGCGGUAUCGGCAAACACAAGAUACUGAAUGUGGGGCCAACGGAGCCCUGGUCAGUCAGGGAGAAACUGUGCCUGGCCUCCUCAGUCAUGAGGAGUGGUGACCAAAACUGGGUGUCUGUAAGCAGAGCCAUCAAGCCUUUCUCAGAGCCUGGUCGUCCGCCUGACUGGUUCUCACAGAAGCACUGUGCCUCACAAUACUCUGAAUUGCUGGAAGCUACUGAAGCACCAAAGCGUAAGCGUGGUGAGAAAGGUGAGGUUGUCGAGACCAUUGAAGAUGUCAUCGUUCGUAGGCUGACCACUGAGAGGAUAGAGGAGCUGAAAAAACUACUACGAGACACACAAGAGCAGUACAGGAAGUUGAAGAAGGAGGUGGAUCUGAUCCAGACAGGUCAUAUGGACUCCCAGCUGAAGGAGCUGUGGGCAGAGAUCACACUAAAGAAGAAGCAGGAUGAGGAGGAAGCAGAGCAGAAGAGAAAAGCAACAGAAACGGCGUACCAAGCUCGUCAGGCGGCGAAAAACACACCUAAGCGUCUGCCCAGUGUAACUGUGCGUUCUCCUCUGGGUGCCAGCCCGCCGACGCUGGAUUCUCAGGCCGACUCUUCAGUCCCCACACCGCCCAUGGACACAGGAGGUGUUGCCACCGACGACACCACCACCCACUCAGUUGCCCAGGGGGUCGCAGUGUUUCUACCUGCAACGGACGCUCCAGGUCCCGGGCCCAAAGAUGGAGGCCUGUCUGCUCUAGUAGAUGACUCACCACAGAAGAGGCUCCUGGCCCAGAAAGCCACACCGCCGCCCUCACCUCUUCUGUCAGAACUGCUGAAAAAAAGCAACCUCAUGUCAGCUGGCUCCCGCCUGGUGGCGGAGGGAGACUCGACUGGAAACCUCACCAAUGGACUACAGACAGCCACUGCAGCCACUGCCUUACCACCUGGUCAUGAGGUCAUCACAGAGGGUGAAGCAGAAGCAGAAGCUGCAGUGAAGGCAGAGCUCGGUGAGGAGACGGGAUUAGUAGAAGAGGACCUUGUAGCGGUGUCUUAUAUGGGAGACGAACUGGACCUGGAGACAGUAGGAGACAUCAUCGCCAUCAUAGAGGAGAAGGUCGAUGACUCUGUGGAGGCUUUGGAUGCAGCAGCGGUAGAAGCAGCACUCUCUCUGUGUGAAGAGGCUGUUUCAGAGGGACACACUCUCCCUGGCCCCUGGGAGACCCAGGAGCUGAAGGCUUCAGAUCCUACACCCACAGUCCAGGACUCCAACCCCACACAGGAGUCUCAGGAUGUCACCGCGAUGUCAGCCCCGACUCCUGCGAGCACAGAGACCCAGAACCAACCAGAGAUUAAAAGAGAAGAGCAGAUUAAGGGAAACUGUGAGGGACCUGAGGUGACAGGAAGUCAUGUCACUUCUUCUGUCGCCUCUGAUGACGGCGCUACAGGAAUUGAGGUUACGGAGGAGGGGGCGACAGGGAAGGAGGCCACUGAAGCAACAGUGAAAAGUGAAGGAGAGGAGUGGAGCCAGCCUGAGCCCAACCCGCCAUGUCUAGACUCUGAGGACAGCUCUGUGUCUGGAAAAGAGUCCAAGGAGGUAAAGGAGGAGGAGGCCGGCAGUGAGGGUGACCCUGAAGAAGGGAUGGAGUUGAAGGAGGAAUCUGGGGAAGGGCCCUAUCUGUCUGAGGUGGAGCGGGCUGCCAGCGAGAGUGAAGACGGCUACGGCCCCCCCUCACAACGCUACACGGCCGAUUCACUGGCCAGCAGCCCGGCUUCUUCAUCCCAGCUAUCUACAUGUGGUGAGGACCAGGAGGCAGUGCAGGCGCAGAAGAUCUGGAAGAAAGCCAUUAUGCUGGUGUGGAGAGCUGCAGCCAACCACAGGUAUGCCAGUGUCUUCCUGCAGCCUGUGUCAGAUGACAUUGCCCCCGGUUACCACAGCAUCGUACACAGACCCAUGGACCUGUCGGCCAUAAAAAAGAACAUUGAGUCCGGCGUGAUCCGUACGACAGCGGAGUUCCAGCGAGAUAUCAUGCUGAUGUUUCAGAAUGCCGUCAUGUACAACUCGUCGGACCACGACGUGUACCACAUGGCGCUGGAGAUGCAGCGUGACGUCCUGGAGCACGUGCAGCAGUUCCUGGCCACGCAGCUCAUCAUGCAGACGUCAGAGAGUGCCAUCUCCGCCAAGAGCCUCCGCGGGAGGGAGGGAAACCGUAAGCCAGGAGAGCCAGCUGAGAAGGACAGUGUCCCAAUGGCCUCUCCUGCUUUCCUUCUCUCUCUCUUUGUAAGUAUUCAGGUUCUCCCUCAGAUUUCACCAGAACCAGGCCACGCUCCGCACACGCUUGUCUCAAUGCAAACAAACACACACACAGUAUACACAUCAGUCUGUUCCCCUCAUCUCUUUUCUUUGCUUUCUCUCUCUGUCCAGUUGUAUAUUGGUGGCAGUAAAUAAACCUGCUGUAAAAAAAAAAAAAAAAAAGUAGAAAGGAUUUAAAUAUUUAUAUUAUUGGUGUUAAUCAAUAAUAUAACUGGAAAAACUAACCGGUUGCCAUUCAGGUAAUUUAAAAGCACCAUGACAAGUAUAUAAGCCAUCAUUAAUGAAAUAUUAUUCUGGGUUUAUAGUCUGAAUAUUAACAAAAGUCAAGCUUUAAAAUAUUUUAUUUUUCCGCUACACUACUUCCUGCUCAACAUGUGUCUUGGGCACAAUUUAAAUAAAAGAAAAAAAUUGACAGGGUCCAUAUCAAAAUGUUUAAUGUGUUAAUGUUAAAAAAGAAAAAUACAAUUGGCUGAUGUGGGAUAUUUUGAACUCCCAAAUAUUGAUAUCAAAUCCAGCAUCAGUUAAAGAACAACUAUUAAAUUAUAAACAAUAAAUUAUAAACACUUGAAACUGUAAAUAUUCUAGACUUUUCUAAAGAAAUCAAAUGUACACAAUAUUAUUUAUUGAUAGUUAAAUUUGUGAGUGUGGUUUGAUCAGAUUUUAUUCACAUUUGUCUGAUAACAUUAUCAAACAGCCUCGCAACAGUUGUUGUUUUGAUUCGAAUAUUCCUUAAAACUGAUUGGUGCACACAAGUACAUGACAUCACCUUUUAGUAAGUGAGUCCCGCCCACUUCAACCAGUAAGACGAGCAGAGAAAAACGCAAAUACAGAAAUGUUUUAACUUUGCGAGACACCUUCAAUAGAAUUUAAUGGCUUUUAGAAAAGGUCAGAUUUUUAUUUUUUUAGUUUUAGUUCGCUCAGACACAGAAGUUUCCUUCACGUGUCAGACUUUGGACUUUUUCUCUAACGUUUAUAUGUUUUCCUGUUUAUGGAAAGUAGAUAUCUAGUCCAUCAGGUUUUACAACUGGUGUGACUAAAGCUACUAAACUUUAGUAUCACAUACUUAGUAGUACUGAAGAAAAUGAACACACACUGUCGGUGCUCAGUCGUAUUCAGCUGUACAGAUGUGUGUCAAGGAUCUGAAUUAAAGGUCACCUUUCCCUCUCCCUCUUGCUCUUACAGUUUCUCACAUGCUCUCACACAUCACUGUCUGUGUCACCCUCAUAAAAUUUAAGUUGUGUUUGGACACAAUAUUCUCACCACACACACACACACACACACACACACACACACACACACACACGUAAACACACAGGCUCCAGUAACCUUUCAUCACCCAAGCUUCCGUCGACCUUCGGUUAAUGACCCCAUGCCGGUUUCCUGUGUUUUUCUGUUUACGUGCGAUUGUCCGUGUCUCUGCAUGUUCUAAUUUCUUUUCUCCUUCUUUUCGUUUUAAAUCUUACUUUUUCUUUCUCACCAUUAUUUAUUAUUUUUUAUGUUCUUCAUUUGGGGAGGAAGCCUUCCGAAGUGGACUGUGCUGUGUUUUUGUGCGGAGCUCAAUCACGUGAGGAGGUCCGCCACAGGGCCUCCCUUCACGCUGUCCAGCUGACCACUGACCUUUCCACUCUUAUGUUAAUUCUUUCUCCUGCUCUCAUUUAUUUUCUUUUUCCCCGUUUCUCCUCAUCUUUCUC
Messenger RNA from Seriola aureovittata, 4045 nucleotides. It is a transcript of the gene brd8b, whose product is annotated as bromodomain containing 8b. The transcript has 18 exons. Bases 51 to 2489 code for a protein of 812 amino acids. Gene Ontology annotation, cellular component: NuA4 histone acetyltransferase complex. Lineage: Eukaryota; Metazoa; Chordata; Actinopteri; Carangiformes; Carangidae. The record is from RefSeq and is a predicted model, not a curated record. Gene Ontology annotation, molecular function: protein binding.